UAGGCUACUUAAAGGUACGUGACAGUAGGCGGAGAAUGGCACGGAAGCACCGAGGAUGCUCGCACGUCACUGAUUACCACAAGCCUUCAGACGAGCCAGAAACUAUGAAGCCUGGUUGCAAAGUUACUUGUCUUUUCCUUUAAACACGGCGAUAAUAUUCAAGAUGGCAACAACAACCACUGAAAGUGGAGGAACCAGUGUGUCAAAAGAUUACAAAAAGCCCACAGCGGCUGCCCUGAAAGGAGCCAUCCAGCUGGGCAUUGGGUACGCAGUGGGGAACCUGACAUCCAAGCCUGACAGAGAUGUACUCAUGCAGGACUUUUACAUGGUGGAGAGUGUCUUCCUACCCAGUGAGGGGAGCAACAUGACACCAGCGCACCACUUCCCAGACUUCCGUCUCAAAACCUAUGCCCCUCUCGCCUUCCGCUACUUCCGAGAGCUCUUUGGCAUCAAAGCAGAUGACUACCUGUACUCCAUCUGUAACGAACCUCUGAUUGAACUGUCCAACCCCGGGGCCAGCAGUUCCUGGUUCUACCUGACCAGCGACGAUGAGUUCAUCAUUAAGACUGUGCAGCAUAAAGAAGCUGAAUUCCUGCAGAAACUCCUUCCUGGUUACUACAUGAAUCUGAAUCAGAACCCGAGGACACUGCUACCUAAGUUCUAUGGCCUUUACUGCAUCCAGUGUGCCGGGGUCAACAUCCGUCUGGUGGUGAUGAACAACGUGUUGCCCAGGGCCCUUAAGAUGCACUACAAAUAUGACCUGAAAGGCUCCACCUACAAACGACACGCUUCGCGCAAGGAGCGCGCCAAGUCCUCGCCCACUUUCAAGGACCUGGACUUCCAGGAGAUGCUCGAGGGCCUGCACUUUGAUGGCGACACGUACAGUGCCUUGAUGAAGACUCUGCAGAGGGAUUGCAGGGUCCUGGAGAGCUUUAAGAUCAUGGACUACAGUCUCCUGCUAGGGGUGCAUGUUCUGGACAAGAGUCUGGAAAGGGGGGCCAGGGGGGACAGUAAGCGCCUCAACAGCCAGAGGGUCCUCUACUCCACUGCCCUGGAGUCCAUCCAAGGGGAAGGGGAUGGCAAGGUUGCAGAGCCAGUGGCAGACGAUAACACAAUGGGUGGAAUUCCAGCAAAACACAAAGAUGAGAAGCUGCUGAUCUUCUUGGGGAUCAUUGAUAUCCUACAGUCCUACAGGUUAAUUAAGAAGAUGGAGCACUCCUGGAAGGCCCUUGUACACGAUGGGGACACCGUGUCAGUUCACAGGCCCGGUUUCUAUGCAGACAGAUUUCUUAAUUUCAUGGGUGGCACUGUAUUCAAAAAGAUCCAUCCUCUAAGAGGAGCAUCCUCUAAGAGGAAAAGGAGCUCCAUCCAUGCGAUGAGGUCAGCCUCCCAAGAGGUGCUGUCCCCCCAAAAGGAGGAGAAGGAUGAGAGGAAGGCCCAAAGCAUGGAGUGCCUAGACAGACCAUUAAGUUCCUCCAAGCACCCUGACCUAGUCACGCUCCCUAAAAGUAUAAAGCAGGCUGUUUCCUUCUCCUCCUCCGCUCUUCAGACUAUCAAGAAAGACCUUGAGGAGCACCUGGAGAAUAGUGCCUCUUGUAUGACUGUGGCCCUGGAUGACACUGUCCCCUUUCCCCCUACCCAGGGCAGCCCAGACUCUGUACAUGAUGUCUACUUGAAAUGAAGAUAAAUAAUCUAAAGUAGGACCAGAAAAUACUGCAUUGGGCAAAUGCUUCAUUUACAUGACAUACCUCUGAGUCCUCAAAUCAACCCAUCAAGUCACUUCACAAUCAGCAGACCUUGGACACCAGGGGACACAAAGUAGAGGACAUACAGGAGUUGCCAAUCAAUGACUUGACCAAGAUUUUAAAACAAUGCCAUGGUGAAGGAAUACCAUCCAAGGCGUAUGUCAUGUAGCUAACGAUUCGUGAAUAUGCCAUAUCAAUUGUCUUCCUUUCAUGAUCACACAUUUCAUUAUGUAUUUCAUGUAGCUGUUGUCCUAUUAAUGAUCAGUUGUGAUUAUACAUUUUCUUUGUGAAAUUAUGUAUUUAAGAUAAUUAAAUGUACAGUUAAUGUAUGUUAUAUUUAUAGAAAAUACUAAUUGGCUCUGUUUAUACAGGAAGCUUAAUUUUGUUUCUGAUGCUAAAUUAUUGGCAAAAUACCUAAUCUGAUUGAUGAAAAGACCAGUUAUUGGGCAAGAAUCUGAAUUGGACUGCCUGUCUGGAUGCUGCCAAAAUAAAAUCUGAUUUUAUGCAAUAACGUUAUGUUUUCAUCU
This is a messenger RNA of Oncorhynchus keta (chum salmon), 2272 nucleotides long. RefSeq names its product phosphatidylinositol 4-phosphate 5-kinase type-1 beta-like. Bases 164 to 1681 code for a protein of 505 amino acids. Gene Ontology annotation, molecular function: phosphatidylinositol kinase activity. NCBI's taxonomy places the organism in Eukaryota, Metazoa, Chordata, Actinopteri, Salmoniformes, Salmonidae. Gene Ontology annotation, biological process: phosphatidylinositol metabolic process. The record is from RefSeq and is a predicted model, not a curated record. The transcript has 14 exons.